This is a messenger RNA of Pyrus x bretschneideri (Chinese white pear), 774 nucleotides long. RefSeq names its product probable endopeptidase p60. NCBI's taxonomy places the organism in Eukaryota, Viridiplantae, Streptophyta, Magnoliopsida, Rosales, Rosaceae. The transcript has 3 exons. The coding region runs from base 97 to 543 and encodes 148 amino acids. The record is from RefSeq and is a predicted model, not a curated record.
UGCGAAAGCAGGAGAUCUCCCUGAAAACCCUCAAAAUUCCAACUUAAAGUCUCAAGCUCUUCUCCUCGCCUUCCCUUCCCCCUGAACCAACCAUCAAUGUCCGACCGAAGCUCCGCCGCUGGCGAUGGCGAUCCUAAGGACGACUCCAUCGCCAAGACUGCCGGCUUAGUGGUGUUCUCCGGCAUCGCUAUGAGCAUUCUCAAAGCUCUAAACCCUUUUAACAAAAGCGGAAAUGAAGAAACUCCUCCACUCUCCGAGUCAACUCAGGCCAUUCAGCCUCCUUCGCAGCCGCCCAUCCCUUCCCAGCAACAGCAACCCAUCACUGUCAAGGAACCACACCCUCCACCUCCGAAAUCCAUUACCAGCAAGGACCAAAAUGUACAGGAGACGCCGAAGUCAUCGCAUAGAACGAUAGAGAUCGAGAAAGGAGACACUCUUUGGGGACUCUCCAGAGAACAUGGGGUAUCCAUUGAUGCGAUCAAAGAGGCGAACGGUCUUACCGGAGAUACGAUCUAUGCUGGCAAGAAGCUUAUCAUUCCAUGAACACAUAUGCUCCCUGUCGUCCUAUAAACGAGUUUGGAGAAAUGUUAGGCAAUCAAAUGCAGGUCGCUUUUGCGUCCCUUACAUCCUUUGUAGUUUCAAGAAAUGUUGGCAAUCAAAUGCAGUCGCUGUUGUCUGCUUUACAUCCUUUGUUCCGUUUGUUUCAUUACCUGAAGUUGAGAAGUAAAUUUGUACUUGACUCUUUUAAAUCGAACAUAUUUUCAAGCGGAUCAA